AUGGCUAACGAGUCUCCCAGUCUCUACAACCUAAUUGAGGAGCUCGGGUUUCCUCCAAGCGAGCACCAAUUCUUGCUUCGUCUUUUCGGCUCAUCCGACCCAUUUGCUGGGCUUCCUGGUGCAGACCUAGAGGCCAGUCACAGCCGAAAUCAAUCUUGCCAACUCAGUUCCACCAGCAUUGCUCGCAGACUUGCAUCUGCUAGGCUCUGGCAAGAUAUUCCUCCGUUUACUGGGUGGAUUUCCCUAACUAACCUACCGCCUAGUGAACGCGCCAAUCAUUUUCGUCUACAAUCCACCCACCGUCGUCCUAGUGACUUUCGCGAAGGUUUAGAAGGCAGAGAUCUGGUUCACUACGAAGAAGAGUGGACUUCCCUCAUUGGCACCGAUUCAGAAUCUCUGUUCUCCGAGUUACUCCAUCAGCUUGCAACAGACGGCGAGCCUCCCUGCCUCGAGUCCCCUGGGCUUCCUGAACACCCUAAGGCAUCGGAGAACAUUGCACGCCCUGGGUCUGUUGAACCCCCAAGCCCAUCAGUCUAUGAGAGCGAAAUAGGUGAGCCACCCGACUCUGUUGAUAACCUCAACGAGACCCCUGGAACCCAAGGCAAUUGCGAAACAUCCCAAAACCCGAGGACUUUAAAUCACCCUGGGAGCUUUGAGCGGCUACUUGAAUCAUUCCCAAGACCUCCCGGUCGCAAUCAAACGGUCAGGGAGCAAAGUUUCCCCCACGUUUAUUCUGACACCCAACGAGUGCCACCGAAAGACAGUGCCCAGGCUAAUACAUCGACGAUCGCCAACAGUCAGAUCAAACCUGUGACCAGCCUACCUCGGAUUUCCCGAUUCUCCGAAGAUUUGGGGGACAGUAACCCGAUCGGAGAGCAAUAUUCUUCCAGCAUUUGUGCCAAAGGUGAUACAUCUGCACUCGACACAAGUGGGCUAGGGAAUACCUCAACUACUUCUUCUGGAAUCUCCCCGCCGCCUUUCGACGAGACUUCAACUAUCGUCAACACUCGGAACGUUUCCCCUCAGAUCCCUUCCCUGUCCCCCAGCGUCUCUUUUAGAGAGUUACGUCUUCCCAUUGACUAUCACGAGGGACAACAAGUGGAUCUUGAAAGCUCCCACCAGGCUCAGGAGCGGGCAAAUCGGUACACCUACACCAUUUUCCCUGAAUACUCCUCGCGAGUUCGUCCGAUCAGCUACGUGAUUAGAAGGCAGCAAUCCUUCCGCACUAUCUUCGAAGGGUGCCCUCCACCUACAGGUUCCCCUCGAUAUUACCAAAAGACACCUCUUCGCAUCUCUACUCGUCCGUCGACAAUCUCUUUCACCUCUGGAAAAAGGGGCACACCAAAACGCAAGAGAAUCUUGAAGCGUUUUGUCAAAAAGGUCAAACAGCUGCUUUGUCACACCCCCAAACGCACUCCAUCCGCACUCAAUCAUUAA
Molecule: messenger RNA, 1437 nt
Organism: Penicillium samsonianum
Lineage: Eukaryota; Fungi; Ascomycota; Eurotiomycetes; Eurotiales; Aspergillaceae
Exons: 1
Coding region: 1-1437 (478 amino acids)
Source: RefSeq, a predicted model, not a curated record